Molecule: messenger RNA, 2211 nt
Organism: Penicillium angulare
Lineage: Eukaryota; Fungi; Ascomycota; Eurotiomycetes; Eurotiales; Aspergillaceae
Exons: 2
Coding region: 1-2211 (736 amino acids)
Cellular component (GO): cytoplasm; microtubule; membrane
Molecular function (GO): microtubule binding; GTPase activity; GTP binding
Source: RefSeq, a predicted model, not a curated record
AUGCCAAGCUCUACUUCCUCUGGAGACAAAGCUUUGAAAGAUUUGCAGUCGCAACAGGCAAAGAUCCUCUUCGAUAAGAUUGAUGAGUUGCGAACGAUUGGAGUCGGUGGUAUCAUUGAGCUUCCCCAACUGAUCGUCUGCGGCGAUCAAUCCAGCGGAAAGAGCUCUGUAUUGGAGGCCAUCUCCCGAGUUCGCUUUCCAACGAAGACCAAUACCUGCACAAGAUUUGCAACGGAGGUGGUUCUUCGUAGAAGUCCAGAGCCCAAGCUAAAGGUCUCGAUCGAUCCAGGUGAUUCUCGAACGGAUGACGAGGAAAUAGAAAGGCUUCGAGCAUUUUCCGAGACUUUGUCAGACAGUAACGAUGCUGCUGCGUUCCAGAAGUUGGUCGAGAAGGCUCAAGAGUGGAUGGGCAUCGAUAACACCGACACUUCGCCAACGGGGUUCAGCGACGAUGUUCUUAGAGUCGAGAUCUCAGGGCCUGAAAAGCCUGAGCUCACUCUAGUUGAUCUUCCUGGCAUGUAUCAUGCCAAAAGUAAAGAUCAAAAUGCCGAAGGGAUUGAGUUCGUUCGAAACAUCACGGAGAAAUACAUGGCCAAUCCCCGCAGUAUCAUCUUAGCUGUUCUGAGUGCUAGGUUCAACUAUCACCUGCAAGAUGUUCUCGAUACUGCGGAAAUCUUCGAUCCGGAGAGGGAGAGAGUCUUAGCCAUUGUCACCUCCCCAGACAAACUUUCUUCGGGAUCUGAUGAGGAAGAAGAAUACCUUCAGUGUCUUGGAAACGAGAAAGUCCCACUGCAGUUGGGCUGGCAUGUAUUGCGAAACCGGGGAUAUGAAGAACGCAAUAUGGCCGACGACGAGCGCGACAAAAAAGAAAAAGCCUUUUUUGAAACCGGAAAGUGGACUAAUCUUUCUCGGGAGAAUGUGGGAAUCGAAAGCCUCAGGCUUCGUUUGAGUGACAUUCUUUUCAAGCAUGUUCGUCGCAACUUGCCGGGGCUAGUCAAAGAUAUACAGGGCAAGAUCACCAGUCACAAACACAACUUGGCAAAGCUCGGUGCCCCAAGAUCAACACUGCAGGAGCAAAGAUCCUUCCUCGUUGACAUAAGCAACAACUUUACGCUUAUCAUCAACCAGGGCCUUAAUGGAACGUACGAACAUAGCUUCUUCAAGAGCUUGGAUGACGACACGCCAUAUCCUGACAAUCAUUGUCGGCUACGUGCAAUGGUGCGGGAGCUUAACGAGUAUUUUGUCGAUGCUAUCACUGUCCGUGGCAAUGAACGAAAUAUUCUUUUCCCAGAAUCGGAGCAACGCCUAUUCAUGAGUGACCCGAACAACCCGAGGUUCGAUCCCUACAAGGACUGCUGGGUACCAGACGAUGUUGACUACAGAGUACUACUCGAGGAAAUGAGAAGGAAAGCACGAGUAAACAGAGGCAGAGAGCUUCCAGGGAAUUCAAACCAGCUGUUGGUGGGUCAGUUAUUCCGCCAACAGUCAACGCCAUGGGAGAAAAUCGCCAAAUUGCACAUUGACACAGUUUAUGAUGCAGUAGCCAAGUUUGUUUAUUCUGCUCUCAAUUAUCUCACAGAUAAACAUACAUUUGAGCCUAUAUUCAAUGAUGUUAUCGCGCCAGGAUUGGAGAAGCUGAGGCUGUCCAUAUUUGGAAAACUCGAAGAGUUGACCCGGCACUCCAAGCACGGGCACCCAUUACCAGUAGGAAGAAAUUUCAUCACUCGGGUGCAGGGGCUACGGAAUGCACGCCAACUUUUCGUGCUCAAAGGGGAGCUUGGUGUUGUUGGAGGAGGAUUUGGGAAGUCUUUCACCUCGAAGGAUUUAGAGAACGCUACACACAAGAUGCGAAGCAUGAGUGAUGAUUUCGCAGCUGUGGAUAUCAUUGACCAGGCUCAGGCAUACUAUGAGACCGCCCUGACAACAUUUGUCGACAAUAUCGCAAUUUUAGCAAUCGAGAACUGCUUGCUACUUCCCCUCGAAUCUACUUUUACAAGUCUUGAUGUCAGCAACAUGGAGAGUAAUAAGAUCAGAGCGCUAGCGGGAGAGCCACCAUACGUUCGGAGCGACAGAGAUCGCUUUACUAGUCAGCUUGAGAAACUAGAGGCUGGGUUGCAAACUCUUAAUAUUCUGAAGACUGAUAGAUCGUCCUUAACCACCCCUGUGGUAUUUGGUCAGUUUCAAGCAUUCGGCUCAGACGCUCUUAGCUAA